Messenger RNA from Amphiprion ocellaris (clown anemonefish), 7506 nucleotides. Its product is annotated as neuronal PAS domain-containing protein 3. The transcript has 9 exons. The record is from RefSeq and is a predicted model, not a curated record. Bases 830 to 3244 code for a protein of 804 amino acids. Gene Ontology annotation, molecular function: protein binding; DNA-binding transcription factor activity, RNA polymerase II-specific; RNA polymerase II transcription regulatory region sequence-specific DNA binding. Gene Ontology annotation, biological process: regulation of transcription by RNA polymerase II. Lineage: Eukaryota; Metazoa; Chordata; Actinopteri; Pomacentridae.
AAAAGCUGUUUUUUAAAAACUUGUAGCGGCUAACGGGAGGGUUGAUUUAGAUUUAGAUUUAGAUUAUUGAUUUGGUCGCAGAUCUACUCAGAAAGACGUUUCCAAGGCGGACUUCCCAAAAAAAGCUGGACAUUGUGAGGAAAAACCGACCAACACCGCAGCUAACAACCCCGGAGCUAGCAACCCCAGAGCUAACAACCCCGGAGCUAACUAGCAACCCCAAAGCUAACUAACAACCCCGGAGCUAACAACCCCGCAGCUAACUACCCCGGAGCUAGCAACACCGGAGCUAGCAACCCCGGAGCUAACAAUCCCGGAGCUAACAACCCCAGAGCUAACAACCCCGGAGCUAACUAGCAACCCCAAAGCUAACUAGCAACCCCGGAGCUAACUAGCAACCACGGAGCUAACAACCCCGGAGCUAACACCCCGGAGCUAACUGGCCACCAGCCUGUGAAAGGGUUUGUCGCCUCUUUCAUCUCUAACUAUGAGCGGUAUCUUUGGCUCAGUUUAUUCCAGAAAUACCCCCGGACAGACCAGACUUCCAGCAUUAACCUCCAUUGAUAGAAAAGGACUGAAUAUUGGAGUUGAAACACACAGGUCGCUGCUAGCACAAAAACAGUGAAGUCUUUGUGAGGAAAGAAAGGAAGAUGUAUUUUGUGUUAAAUAAUCACAAGUUUUGUCUCUGGACGGCUUUGUAUUUGCACUAAACAAGGAGGGAAGAUUCCUCUACAUCUCUGAGACCGUCUCCAUCUACCUGGGCCUGUCGCAGGUGGAGCUGACGGGCAGCAGCGUCUUCGACUAUGUCCAUCCUGGAGACCACGUGGAGAUGGCCGAGCAGCUGGGCAUGAAGCUGCCUCCAGGUCGAGGGAUGAGUCUGUCGCAGGGAGCCGUGAACGAAGACGGAGCUUCAUCGGCUUCAUCGUCGUCGCACUCAGAGACACCAGAACCAGUGGAGUCCAGCAGCCCCAGCCUCCUGGCUCCAGACAACUCCCUGGAAAGAUCCUUCUUCAUCCGCAUGAAGUCCACGCUCACCAAGAGGGGCGUGCACAUCAAGUCCUCAGGAUACAAGGUGAUCCACAUCACGGGCCGUCUCCGGAUUCGGAUGGCGCUGACUCACAGUCGCUCGGUGCCCAAUCAGAUCAUGGGGAUGGUGGUGGUGGCCCACGCUCUACCGCCGCCAACCAUCAACGAGGUCCGCAUCGACUGCCAGAUGUUCGUCACCAGAGUCAACAUGGACCUCAAGAUUGUCUACUGCGAGAACAGGAUCAGCGACUACAUGGACCUGACUCCGGUGGACAUCGUGGGGAAACGCUGCUACCAGUUCAUCCAUGCUGAGGACGUGGAGGGAAUCCGACAGAGUCACCUGGACUUGAUGAACAAAGGUCAGUGUGUGACUAAGUACUACCGCUGGAUCCAGAAGAACGGCGGCUACAUCUGGAUCCAGUCCAGUGCCACCAUCGCCAUCAACGCCAAGAACGCCAGCGAGAAGAACAUCAUCUGGGUCAACUACGUCCUCAGUAAUCCGGAGUAUAAAGACACUCCCAUGGACAUCGCUCAGCUGCCAAGCCUGCCAGAGAAAACCUCCGAGUCGUCAGAGACCUCCGACUCCGAGUCCGAGUCCAAAGAAAACUCAGACAAUGAGAAGUCCGAGGGGAAACCGGGCCACCAAGCAGAACACAACGAGGAUCCAGAGGCCGGCAGCAAACAUCAGCAGCAGCCCGGCCAACCACACAGCUCCUCCGAACAGGAGAUGAAGCGUCAGGAAGAAGAAGACAGUUCGAGUAACCCCGAGAGCCAAGACAGCGACGACAGUCUGGAGCCUUCAGAUGGAGGAGAGGAGGUGGAGGAGGCCAGAGGAGGUGGAGGAGUAGGUGGUGGAGGAGGAGGCCGGCUGGGAAGGUUAACUGGACUGGGAGGACUGGGAGCACUGGGUGCCAUCAGUGGACUGGGAAACCUAGGAGGGCUUCAUAUUAAAGUGGAGCACUAUGGAGAGGGGGAGGAGGUUCAGCUGCACAACUCUCAGACGUCUUCAUCGGAGGAGGAGGAAGAGGAGGAUGAGGAUGAAGAGGAGGAGGAGGACAGAGGCAUGCAGGACUGUGACAGUGCCAAUGCCGGAAACAAGCUCCAGAAGAGGAGGAAGAGGAGGAAAGUGCAGAAGUGGGACGGAUCCCGAAGCAGGAGGCUCCGUCUGUCCUCGACCACGCCGAGUCCUGUAGCGAUGGGAGAUUCCACGCCGCUGGUCGACCAAUCCCAGACCUCCUCUGCCCACCUCCUCACCGCCUCCGGAUCCCCAAACAGCGCCGGUGCAACGUCUUCGGUUCGUAAGAUCAAGACCGAGAUGGCGGAACCGAUCAACUUUGACAACGACAGCAGCAUCUGGAACUACCCUCCCAACAGAGAGAUCUCCAGAAACGAGUCUCCGUACAGCAUGACGUCCAAGCCGGCCGUCCCUGGCAGCCAUGAGACCUUCCCCUCCCCGCAGGGAGGCUCACUGCAGGUCACCAUCCCUGACUCCGUCCUGACGCCUCCUGGAACCGAGGGGGGAGCAGGAGGAGUGAGGAAGCCUCCCUACAACGGGAGCUCAGCCCCUUCCUCGGCUUCCAGCGCUGCCAGUUUAGCUCCUCCCUCCAGCGCCUCCUCUGCCGACCCCCUGUCGCCUCCCCUCUCCGCUUCCCCCCGAGACAAGCAGCAGGGCACUCCCACUACCACCUCCUCCUCCACCUGCUCAUCCUCCUCCUCGUCCACUACUUCCUCGUCGCUGCUGUACUCCGGUGACCUGGAAGCGCUGCAGCGUCUGCAGGCGGGUAACGUGGUGCUGCCGCUGGUGCACCGGGUCACCGGGGCUCUGGCCUCCACCAGCACGACGGCCCCGCGGGUCUACACCACCGGCACCAUCAGGUACGCGCCAGCUGAUGUCACUCUGGCCAUGGCACAAGGCAACCUCCUCCCCAACGCUGCCAUGAACUUUGUCGACGGCUCAGGAUUCGGCCUGGACCCUAAGACGCCCAUGGAGAUGCUGUACCACCACGUCCACCGGCUCAACAUGUCGGCAGCCGCAGCUGCCGGCCCAUUUGUCGGAUCUCCAGCUGCCACGGGAGGCAAUGGCACCCUGGGAGGCCAGAUGCCAACGGCGGCCAAUGUUUUCACCACAGCGGAGGGACUUUUCUCAACGCUGUCGUUCCCAGUGUACAGCAACGGGAUCCACACCACGCAGACGACUCUGGAGAGGAAGGAAGAUUAACGCAAAACAUCCAAGACCGCAUUACUGUGUUUCCGGAAUCAAUAACUGUGUCCAAACAAAGAAUAAUCACUAGUAAAAACUGAACCUAUGAACUUGUUUUACCGACACGGUGCAGCACUGUGUUUCCGAGAGGGGAGAAAGGACAGGAUGACUGACAGAUGUACUCUAGCACUUUGAAUCUGAGCAACUGAGCUUGUGUAACAGGCAUGAAUGACCCUCUUUUCUAUCUUUUAUCUCUCUUCAUCCUCUCCUCCUCUCUGUCUUUCUCUUUGCUCCUGUUUCUUGCGAUCAGCAAUGUUUUUCUCUCGAAAAAAUGAACAAAAAACUGACUAUUCUUUAUUGUAAAGAAUUCCUUUUUUGCCUACAGAGAAUUCAUAUUGCCUAAGGACUCCGCUGGAGCCUGACGGGGAUAAUUUUUAUUAUUUGACAUGUUUCUGUUGCGUUUUUAUGAAGAUGCUGAUUGUGUGUAUUUAAAGGAGGACGUGCAGGGAUUUGUAACCGACUGAAACUCUACGUGGCGUUCCUCCUUAAUGUUUCUUGACGUGAUCAAGGCUUGAAAAAGAACAUUUUUAAACCGGAGGAAGGGGCUGUGUUGCACCCAACUAAGGUCUCAGAGAUAAUCUUUUGAAAAAAGGUUUUUGAGGACGUUUCUCGAUUGAGGGAGUAGUUUAGAGAAUUAAUGCUGUUUUUUUCCCUUUCAUUUCUUCCUUUUUUUAAUAAAAUAUUCUAGCUCAGAUUUAAUGAAUCAAGCAUUAAGAAGAAAAACAAAAAAGCAAUUUCAGCCGGGUAAUGACCUGUGAAUUAUCGAAUGUUACUACUUCCUCGUUUAUCCCAGGAGUUUACCUACAGGUCUUGCACCAAACAUAACCUCCUCUGCAUCUCUUCCCAUCUCCUCUGAUCUUUCACUACCUGAUCUUUAAUCUUCCCAUCCACAUUUCUACAGAUUCGUGGUGCUACCGACCGUCCAGUAACCCUGAUUCAGCUGGCUGAUGUGGGUGCUGCAAACCAACCCACAGCUCGUUGACAGACUGGCUUCUUUUGUGGAGGGGAAACGAUUUUGAAGUUUGUUUUCUGACCUUCAGGAAAGUCGGACUCAAAGUCAGUGGCAUCGCCUUCAUGUUCCACCCUCCACCAGGGGGUGCUCUGCACAGCGACAUGGAGACGGUCGGCUGAAUUUGAGCCUCUACGGUGUUUUUGUUUGUAUGUAUUUUCUAAAUGAAUCACUUUUAAUUCUCAGUGAGACUGAGGCUAAUUAGCUAGCGUUGCUAACUUGAAAAAUGAAUGUUGAAAACCUCGACCGGCUCCUGUUUGAUCAUCUUCUUCUAGGUUUUUUCCUCCUCCUCUUCUUCUUCUUCGUCUUCUUCCUAAACCAGAAUCACCUCCACGAGAUUUUCCCAAACAAUCCACUCUCUUCCAUCCCAUCGCCGGACCCUGUGAUUAAAAAAACACAUAUCAACAAGGAGAUUGUAAUAAAGACAUGCAUUUUCAAUCAAUCAAUCAAACAAUCAAUCCAAUAACAUACAAGAAAAAAAGAAUACAAGUCUUCUUUGAGGAAGAGAAAAAAAUUCACAUUCCUUUAAAACAACGUUGUCUUUGUCGUUGUUCUCUGUUGUUUGUUGUGUUUUUUUUCCCUCCCCAGCCUCUGUUGCCAAAAAAAGAAAAGUUUUGGUGUUUUAAAAAGCACUGUGAUUCAUUUGUAAGUUUUUCUUUCUUCUACUUUUUUGGUAAAAAGAGGAAAAAAAGAAUAAGUAAUAAUAAUAAUUAAAAGGGUAUAAAAACUGUCCAUCUUUUUGAAGUCGACAGCCCCGUCUUUGCCAUCCCAUCAUCCUUAUUACCCAGUGUGAUUAAGCCGUAAAAACGUGUUUCCGAUGUGUUUAGUGUCACUGGCUGUCAAAAAGUCUUUCAUGGCGACUUCUCUCUGUGUGUGUUGACUAUAUGCAGUAUAUACUGAGCUACUGUAGCUGUUUUUGUCCUUUGUCUUCUCUGUGCUCUAUCUCUAGUGUUGGGGGGGCGGGGAUGGGGCGGUGCUCGAUGGGAGAGGGGCGGAGUCUAACGGGAUGAUCGAUAUCUCGCAAUAAGAUGACCUCCCCGCCUCCUCAGUCCGUCCCGUCCUCGUACCUCCUUCUAUCUGCAGUCUUAGUGAAACCAGUGGAGGUUCGUGUUCGAAUUUCGUGUUUGGUGGCCUUUGCAAAAAAACAAAAAAAAAAAACUUUGUAGAGUCCACCUUUUCUUUCGCUGCUUCCUUUUUGUCUUUGUAAAACCUCUCUUUUCCUUUCUAAAUCCUUCUCUCUCUCUGCUAUUGCUUUUUGCUGUUGUGUAGUCUUAUACGAAACCUCUUUAUCUCGCUGUCUUUUCUCUCAUAGACGAAAAGAUUCUUUAACUAGCUCAAAGGUUUAUGGAGCCAUGUUUUUUGCCACUAAGGAAUUCUGGGAAUCGCAGUUUCCGGCUCUUUGCAAACAAAGUAUUAAAUGACUAAUAAAUAUUUACUCUAUGUAGAAGUGAAAUUAUGGCGAGGAAAAAGCCUCAAGUAGCAUUUUAGACGUAGUCCUGGAACAACCACGAAACCCUCAGUCGCGAAACAUUUUCCCAGAGUCCCUUGGGGCUUCCUGUGUGCAUUGGGUGUAUUUCAUUGGUUCCCACCAAAACUUGUUGACUUCCAAACUUCUCUCACGGGACAAACUGAGUUAAACAAGUGGUUCAAGGGGGAGAAAAAAAAAAUCACAGUAGUCUUUCAGGACACGUAAUAAAAAAACGAUUUUAAAGAUUUCUAAAGAAACUAAAAGAAGAAAAAAAUAUUUCGCACUAUAAAUCUAUUUUUAUAGGUGUUUUGGAAAAACUGAACUGCAUGUUUAGUAAGUCGUCGAUCAAUCCUGCGUUCUUUCGUUCUGUUUUUUGGUUUUCGGUCCAGCAGUUCUUGUGUUUUUUUAGUCUGUCGAGCCCGAGCGGGGACGAGACGGAGGCCCAAGGAGGAAUAAAGUCUGUACUGUCAAACCGAGCAGGCCUCCCAUCUCCCUGACACAUCAGGAAAACAAUCUGUGGCGUCUGUGCUUUCUGUGGCCAAUCAAUGUCUUGUUACUGCAACGAAAAAAAACAAAACAAACCCAGGUUACGAAAUUUUGUGUUCGAUAUGGGGAACGUGAUCGGAGCUCCAUCGCUGGAUCCACUGAAUGUUAAAACUUCAGGAGCAUUUUGUUUCUGCGCUCCGCUGGAUUUUCUACUUUUGGCGGUUUUCGCGUGAAAGCACGGGUGGGCGGGGCUUAACGGACGGCCGCAUUUGGCAAAGAGCGAGGGGUGGGACUUAACGAAUGGCCAUUUUUGGCAAAAAGGUGGGUGGGUUUAAUUGUCUGGCGAACAGAUGGGGCGGGGUUUCACAAACUGCCAUAUUUGGUAAAGAGAGGGUGCAGGGCUUCACGAACGGCCAUGUUUGGUGAAGAAAGCGUGGGCAGGGCUUAGCAAACAGCCAUGUUUGUGGAGGGCAUGGUUGUGGCGGCGGUAUGGAGGGGGGCGGGCGGGACAACACAUCUCAGACGAAACCAGGAAAUACACCCACAUGUAACAAAAACCAAACAGCCGGUCCAAGCUGUUUCAAUGUUUUUUCUGUGUUUUAUGUCGAAAAAUGAAAAACUUUGCUGGUGAUUUUAAAAACUCUUAAAAACCUUAAUCACAGCUGCUGUCGAAAAUACAUAGUGUUUAAGAAUUACGAAUAUUGAAGAAUCACUUCAUUUACCUGUGAAGAAACUGUGUCUGUGUUUUUAACUAUUUCUUGUACAAUUAUACAGAUUCUUUUAUGAGGAAACUUGGUGCCAAGUAGCCGAAAUAUGGGAGAGAGGGAAUCUCUUAUUAUCAAUGUUAACAGUGUUAUAAAAUUCUAAAUACAAACAAAUUAAAAUAUUAAAAAAGAGAAAACUAUGGUACAUUUCUAUUUUUUUGUUUUAAUCCUUCUCCCUCACGGCAGAGCGGAGAAACUCAUGACUAACUGAUGCUAUCUUUGAGUGCCUGGCUUAUUCUUUAUUAUUAUUAUUAUUAUUAUUAUUAUUAUUAUCAUUUUGAAAGACAUCUUUUUGAGUUCAUUUACCAUGAAUAAUGCUGCAAAUCUGAAAAUGUACAUACUUCAUUUUUAUAGCGGUUGUUCUUUUCUAAGUUUGCUAGGUUCUCAUCCGUUCAGAGGAACAUGUCACACACAUGGUUGUCUUUCUGUAACCCGGUUUUGACCAUCUGACAGGUGCCAUAUUCAUAAUAAAAACUUAUCUUCGAAUUUCUUA